This is a messenger RNA of Microthlaspi erraticum, 2301 nucleotides long. The record is from the annotation of a GenBank genome assembly. Lineage: Eukaryota; Viridiplantae; Streptophyta; Magnoliopsida; Brassicales; Brassicaceae.
AUGGAUCGAUUUGUGAAAAGAACUGCUCCAGAUCCUAUCAAUUUAAAUGACUUCCCUGAAGAUCCUGGUGAAAGAAAAGGAAUACUGGAAUAUCAUCCUAAUCAAAGAGAUGAGGUGAGACGCACAUAUUGGCUUAGAGGACCUUGUCAACCUCGUGGCCAUCCUUUUAAACAGCGAUCAAUAGGAAAUACAUUAAGGCGAUUUAAUCUCCAGUGGUUUGAUGAAUUUCAUGAUUGGUUGGAAUACAGUGUGAAGAAAGAGAAGGCAUAUUGUUUGUGUUGUUACUUAUUCAGAGAUAACAACGACAAUAAAGGUGGAAAUGCUGCAUUUGUGACAGAAGGGUUUCAUAAUUGGAAUAAGUAUGAGACAUUGGCUGCUCACGGACGUCUUAUAAAUAGCUUUCACCAUAAAGCUAAGAAGAAAUGUGAAGAUUUGGUGAGACAAGGCCAGUCAAUUGCACAUGCUUUCCAGAAACAAACUGAUGUUAUGAAAAAUCAGUAUCGUAUUCGGCUAAAUGCUUCUGUCGAUUCUUCUAGAUUGUUACUGAGGCAAGGAUUGCCAUUUCGCGGUCAUGAUGAGACAGAGGAUUCUAGUAACCAAGGAAACUUUUUGGCGGUACUGAAGUAUACUGCACAACAAAAUGAAGCCGUGGAUAAAGUUGUGCUGAAGAACGCUCCUGGAAAUAAUCAGAUGGUGUCUCAUCCAAUUCAAAAAGACAUUGUUCAUUGCUUUUCAGAAGAAGUAAUCAGUUCCAUAAUUCAAGAAAUUGAUCAUGAUGUUUUUGCUCUAUUGGUGGAUGAAUCCGCUGACUCUUCGGAGAAAGAGCAGAUGGCUAUAGUAUUUCGUUUUGUUGAUAAACAUGGGAUAGUGAAAGAGAGGUUUGUUGGUCUGAUUCAUGUGAAGGAUACAUGUUCCUCAACUCUGAAAUCUGGUAUUGAUUCAUUACUUGCUAAGUACAGAUUGAGUUUGAAAAAAGUUAGAGGCCAAGGCUAUGAUGGAGCAGGAAAUAUGAGGGGUGAAUUCAAUGGACUAAGAGCGUUGAUUUCAAGAGAGAGUAGCUGUGCAUACUAUGUCCAUUGUUUCGCUCACCAGCUUCAAUUGGUUGUUGUUGCUGUUGCAAAGAAUCAUCUUGAAGUAGGAAACUUUUUCGAUAUGGUUUCUUUGUUAGUAAACGUGGCUGGAGCUUCUUGCAAGAGAAAAGAUAAGAUCAGAGAUAGUCAACGAGAGAUCAAUGAGGAAGGAAUAAGUAGUGGUGAAAUCAAGACUGGAAAAGGGUUGAAUCAAGAGUCUUCACUUCAAAGACCAGGAGCUACACGGUGGGGUUCUCAUUAUAAAACGUUGUUGCGGUUGGUGGACUUAUUUGCUUCUGUGGUUAAGGUGCUUAGGUAUGUCCAGGAUGAAGGUAUAGAUAAUACCAAGAAGCGUCAAGCAAAUGGUAUUCUCAAAUACAUUCAUAGUUUUGAUUUUGUGGUCUAUCUACACUUGAUGCUGCAUAUAUUGGGACUCACAGAGAAUCUAUCAAUGGCAUUACAAAAAAAAAACCAAGACAUUGCAAAUGCUGUUUCACUAGUGGAAUCCACUAAGCGACAGUUACAAAAGUUAAGAGAUGAUGGCUGGGAUUCUUUUGUGAAGAAGGUUUCUGAUUUUUGUAAGAAGCACGACACUGAAAUUCUCAACAUGGAAGAUGAGUAUAUCGAUCCGAGGAGGCCACGCAUGCGGACCAACUUCACAAACUUGCGUCAUUUCCAAGUUGACUGUUUUUACUAUGUGUUGGAUAUUCAGCUUUUGGAGUUCAAUGAUCGCUUUAACGAGGUAAAUUCUGAAUUGCUCAUCUGCAUAUCGGCUUUAAAUCCUAUCGAUUUAUUCUGUCAGUAUGACAAAAUAAAGCUGAUGAGAUUGGCUGAGUUUUAUCCUGAGGAUUUCAGCCGUGUGGAGUGCAUUUCUCUUGAGCACCAACUUGAUAUUUAUAUCGAUAAUGUGCGAGAAGAUGAAAGGUUUGCUGAUUUGAAAAAUCUUGGAGAUCUAGCAAGGGUGUUAGUAGAAACUAAGAAACAUCUUUCACAUUAUUUGGUUUAUAGACUUUUGAAGCUAGCUUUGGUUUUGCCUGUUGCUACUGCAACGGUUGAGAGAUGUUUUUCUGGAAUGAAGAUUGUGAAGACUAAGCUACGAAAUCGUAUGGGUGAUCAGUUUCUAAGUGAUAGUCUUAUUUGUUACAUCGAAAAAGAAUUAUAUGACGAUGUAACAAAUGAACAAGUGACAAGAAGAUUUCAAGCAAUGAGUGAUCGUAGAAUGCAUUUGUAG